AUGGCCACCUACGCUUUGAGCUACGCUGAGGUCUCAAGGCCGUUCAUGGUUUUUAUUUUGGUAGCCUUGGCACUUUCUACCGUCUGGAUUUACCGCCAGUUCUUCCAUCCCCUAGCUAAAGUACCAGGUCCCACGCUCGCUCGGUAUACCGGCCUUUGGCGCGACUGGCAGUACUUUAAGGGAAACUGGCAUGACGUCGUUCUUGAUCUCCAUGCCAAGUACGGUCGAGUUGUUCGAGUUGCGCCCGAUGAACUAUCUCUGGUUGACGAGAAAGCAAUGAAGAGAAUUUAUGGCCACGGUACUGGGAACAAUUCCCCAAAGACAGAGUGGUAUUCGACAUGGCAUAUUCCCAAAACCGGACCGGGACUCUUCGCUACCCAAAACCAGAAAGAACACGCUUUUCUUCGCAAGCGAGUGGCAGGCGCUUACUCAAUGACCACUAUUCUAAAAGGUGAAGAGAUCAUUCAAAGGUGUUUUGAUUUACUUUUUGAAAAGUUGAAGGAGCACUCCAAUGAGGUGGUGGAUAUGUCGGAAUGGACCAAUGCCGUUGCAUACGACGUCGUUGGGGAGUUAGCGUAUGGCGAGCAGCUUGGCCACCUGAAAACGGAAACGGAUGUCAUGGGUGUCCAAAAAGCUAUCUUUGAUGGCUUUAUAAUGAUGGGUACUCUCGGCCAUUUCAAAUAUUUAGGCAGAGGCCAGACCCUCAACAGACCCUCAGUUGGGAAAAUUACAAAACUGUUAGGUAUUCCUAACGCCUUUGCAAACUUUCGCCAGUGGAGCGUUGGUAGGAUCAACGAUCGGCGCAAGAAUCCGGUCGCGCGUCAUGAUAUGCUCAACCACUUUCUGCAAAUGAAGACGAAAGACGGAAGGCCAGCUUCUGACGGAGAGGUUCUUAUUGAAGCGAUGAACAUAGUGGGCGCCGGAGCCGAUACUACUUCUAUUGGAAUGCGCGCAUGUCUCUACUAUAUCUGCUCCAAUCCUUUGACCUAUCGGAAGCUGCAAGCAGAGCUUGAUGAAUACUUUCGUGACCGUGAAACGAAGGGAAUCUCGGCUUCACAAGGAAGCCCGUAUAAUGAAAUCCGCCAACUUCCAUAUCUGCAUGCAGUGAUAUCCGAAGCAACCCGGUUACACCCAAGCAUCGUGUGGCAACUACUUAGGAAAGCACCGCCAGAUUUGAUAAUCGACGGCUUCACCAUCCCGCCCGGAACCAAUGUCGGUAUAAGCCCCAGGGCACAGAACCGUGAUCCCGAUAUCUGGGGAGAGGAUGCCAACGAAUUCCGCCCAGAACGCUGGGUUGAAGACGAAGAAAAGGCGAAAUAUUUCGAGAAUAUCACGAUGACAUUCGGUGGGAAUGGUCCGAGAAUGUGCAUUGGUCGGAACAUUGCCUUGGUUGAAAUGCACAAAUAUAUCGCGCAGCUACUGUACAACUUCGAUGUUCAACUGGUCGACCCUUCUCGGCCAUGGCAUAUUACUACGUACUGGUUCGCUUAUCAGCAUGAAAUGAAGGUUCGUGUGAAAGUACGGGAGGGUCGCAUGAUAACGACUUGA
This is a messenger RNA of Penicillium pulvis, 1548 nucleotides long. RefSeq names its product cytochrome P450. The transcript has 3 exons. The record is from RefSeq and is a predicted model, not a curated record. The coding region runs from base 1 to 1548 and encodes 515 amino acids. NCBI's taxonomy places the organism in Eukaryota, Fungi, Ascomycota, Eurotiomycetes, Eurotiales, Aspergillaceae. Gene Ontology annotation, molecular function: monooxygenase activity; heme binding; iron ion binding.